AUCAAUGUUUCUGGUGUUGGAGUUUCACUUAAAGAUGGUUUUGUUCACAAUGCGUGGGUCGAUUAUGAUGGUCCACGAAGGAGAAUCGACAUUCGUUUAGGACUUGCGAACGAAGAAGUUUAUCCUAUCAAGCCUAUCUUCUCAGAGUUUAUGGAUCUGUCACCUUACCUGAAUGAGUAUAUGUUUGUAGGAUUCUUAGCUUCAACCGGUAACCACACACAAAUUCACAACAUACUCUCUUGGAACUUCACUUCAAAUAGCCAAGCUUUUCUUCGCUACCCUUCAUCUGAAACAUGUCAAGGUAAGAUCAUGCUUGAGAAUACUACAGAAACAAUAGCAGCUACCGAUAAGAACUCUAAUAGGAACAAAACUCCGCGAAGCUUUUUGAUUUUUGUGGCUGCUGUAGUGUGGGCUUUGGUUGUUUUAGUUGGUUUUUACUUUAUCAGCAAACACAGAAGAAGUGUUUAUAAAUCAAGGACUUCUACAGAGGAAGAUAUUCAUAGGCCAAGGCCUCCUAACAAACCACGUCGCUUCGCUUUUUCUGCAAUUUCCUCUUUGACUAGAUCAUUCAGUGAGAUAGAAGUACUUGGAAGUGAUACUAGAGGAGUAUACUACAGAGGAAAGCUUAGUAAUGGAAGCCAAGUAGCUGUGAAAAGAUUCUCAACUGAAUUUCUCAGUACACACGGAUCCGAUAAGAAGCGCUUGUUGAAAGAAAUCAAAGUCAUUAAUCAUGUUCGUCACCCGAAUUUGCUUCCAAUAAGGGGAUGGUGUCAAGACAACAAUGAAAUCAUUGCAGUCAAUGAUUUUGUCCCCAAUGGAAGCCUCGAUAAAUGGCUAUUCGGAGCUGGUGUUCCUCCGUGGACGCGUCGGUUCAAAGUCAUCAAAGAUGUAGCCGACGGCUUGAGUUUCUUGCACAGUAAACAACUAGCUCACAAGAACAUGAAAUGCAGCAGUGUGUUUCUAGAUGUCAGCUUCAGAGCUGUUUUGGGAGAUUUUGGAUUUGUGCUAUUGGGAGCAGAAUCAAAACAGUUUGAGGCAGUAGUGUGUAAUGGUGCUGAUGUGUUUGAGUUUGGUGUGAUUGUGUUGGAAGUGAUUGGUGGAAGGCCAAGGGUGGAGGAAACAGAUGAAGGAAAUUCGGAAGAGAGGAACCUAUUAGAUUUUGCAUGGAACUUGCAUGAGACUGAUGAGUGAUGAGAAAGUGAAGCUGGUUGAUAAAAGAAUGUGAUCGUUGAUCAAUUUGCAUUAUUAUUUUUGGGGGAGUGUAAAGAUAGGUUUGUGAAUAUGGGAUAGUGCAGGAGAAAUGAUGAUUAUAAAGUUUUCAUUAUCAGUAUGCUUUAGCAUUUCUUUGGAACCUUCACAGCCUCUAUGGAGGAUGUGUGAUUCUUUAGAGUCUUCUUGUUAUGUUGUGUUAUUUUGUAAGUGAAAAUUGGUAAACAAGGGAAAAGAAGUAUAUUCUAUUCUUCUUUA
Trifolium pratense (red clover) is the source of this 1467-nucleotide messenger RNA. Its product is annotated as L-type lectin-domain containing receptor kinase VIII.1-like. The coding region runs from base 151 to 1191 and encodes 346 amino acids. Gene Ontology annotation, biological process: protein phosphorylation. Gene Ontology annotation, cellular component: plasma membrane. NCBI's taxonomy places the organism in Eukaryota, Viridiplantae, Streptophyta, Magnoliopsida, Fabales, Fabaceae. The transcript has a single exon. The record is from RefSeq and is a predicted model, not a curated record. Gene Ontology annotation, molecular function: carbohydrate binding; ATP binding; protein kinase activity.